AUGUCAGCUCCUUCUAUCCCCAACUUGCUCUCUCUCCGGGGCAGAGGCGGCCGAGGCCGAAGCCGUGGCCGGGGACAAGGACUCGGAGGCGGCAGCGGCUCGGAAUCUCGUGGCAAGGCUCAUGAUGCGACAAUCCAGGGCACCGACACCGACGCGGCCGUGUCGAGGCUGAGUGCCGUCGACAUGGGCUAUCUCAGCGAUCCGUACGCGCGGUAUUUCGUGUCCAGCCUGGGCGGUCCGCCAGCGAGACGAUUUCCCAUAAUCAACCGAGGAACAUACACACGUACGGCGGCUAUAGAUCAUCUAGUCCAUUCGUUCCUCUCCGAGGCUACUGGAGGAGCACAAGGGCAAGCGGUGGCCACGAAACAAAUUGUGUCUCUAGGUGCCGGCACCGAUACAAGGCCAUUUCGACUCUUUAGCCAGCAGCAACAGGGGCGCCCGAAUCUCGUCUACCAUGAGAUUGAUUUCUCAGUAACCAGCGCCAAGAAGCUCAAGACAGUUGAAGGAGUACCAUCACUGGCAAGUAUCUUGUCCGAUCGCUCAACACGAGAGACCAGGGACAGUGAUUGGUCAAGCAAGCCGCCAAAUGGAGAGUACUAUUGCCACGGGCUCGAUAUUCGGCAGCUAUCACACGCCUCUACGACAACGCUGCCAGGGCUUCGCACUGAUGUUCCCACUCUCAUCUUGUCAGAGUGUUGCCUCUGCUACCUCUCUCGGGAAGAGUCAGAUGGAGUGCUUGAGUACUUUACUUCCCGAAUACCCAACGCAGCAGUCGUGAUCUACGAGCCAGUCCAUUUAGGGGAUCCUUUUAGCGAUACCAUGGUGUCGAAUUUGGCAGCAAGGAACAUUCACAUGCCCAACCUUGAGCGGCGCAGGAACGAAGCAGACGAAGCAGCUCGGCUUAAGAGAAUAGGAUUUGAGACUGCCCGUCAAUUGACAAUUGAUCGGAUAUGGAGUAAGUGGGUAAACGCCGAGGAGAAAGAGAGAGUUGACAGACUCGAAGGGCUCGACGAAGUCGAAGAGUGGCAGCUGCUUGCGGGACACUACAUGAUCAUUUGGAGUUUCAGGGGGGAAGGGUUUGAGGGGUGGAGGGCCAUAGAAUGA
Messenger RNA from Trichoderma atroviride IMI 206040, 1104 nucleotides. RefSeq lists its product as uncharacterized. NCBI's taxonomy places the organism in Eukaryota, Fungi, Ascomycota, Sordariomycetes, Hypocreales, Hypocreaceae. Gene Ontology annotation, biological process: C-terminal protein methylation. The record is from RefSeq and is a predicted model, not a curated record. Gene Ontology annotation, molecular function: protein C-terminal leucine carboxyl O-methyltransferase activity.